Molecule: messenger RNA, 441 nt
Organism: Trichomonas vaginalis G3
Lineage: Eukaryota; Parabasalia; Trichomonadida; Trichomonadidae
Product: EF-hand family
Exons: 1
Coding region: 1-441 (146 amino acids)
Molecular function (GO): calcium ion binding
Source: RefSeq, a predicted model, not a curated record
AUGAAUUUUAGUGAAACUCAGAUUAACACUCUGAGGAAAAUAUUUGAUGAACAAGCACAACCCGGGCAAUCGUCAAUAAACGAAGAAGGUCUAAGGAAGCUACUUAUCGAUCUUGAUAUUGAUGAAUCAUUUGCUCCACCAAUGUUACGAAUUAUAAGUGGUUCCAACAAUAAUGGUAAAAUAGAAUUCGAUCAAUUUUUGACAUUUUUUCAGAUACUACUUUCCCAGAAUAUUAAACAAUUCUUCGAGCUACUGUUUAACGCUAUUGAUGGAAAUAGCGAUGGAAAGUUAUUAGCUGGCGACAUUGUUGAGUUUGGCAAACUAAUUGGUGAUGAGAUUACAUCCGAAGAAGCAGAUCAGAUCAUUAUGCAAUGCGAUUUAGACAAAAGUGGAUCAAUUGAAUUCAAUGAUUUUUGGAAAUGGUUUAGCGAAGAAAGAUAG